Pongo pygmaeus (Bornean orangutan) is the source of this 2398-nucleotide messenger RNA. RefSeq names its product retinal pigment epithelium-derived rhodopsin homolog (gene RRH). The record is from RefSeq and is a predicted model, not a curated record. Gene Ontology annotation, cellular component: membrane. The coding region runs from base 621 to 1634 and encodes 337 amino acids. Gene Ontology annotation, biological process: visual perception; G protein-coupled receptor signaling pathway. Lineage: Eukaryota; Metazoa; Chordata; Mammalia; Primates; Hominidae. Gene Ontology annotation, molecular function: G protein-coupled receptor activity. The transcript is spliced from 7 exons.
UUGUACUUAUUUUUUUCCCUCAUUUUUAUUUAUAAGAAAAAAGUGGAGGAAACCUCAAACACUUGUAUGAAUAUUUGUGUAAGCAGAGAAAAGCCUAAGAAAGGAUAUGCACCAAACAAUACUGGUACCUUUAGGAGAGUGAGAUUUGGAAGUAGGAAGGAGACUACUUCUUUAUCACUAAUAUUUAAAUUGUUAAGAAAAAAAAACAGAAGGAGCCGAAAUGGAAAGACUUAAAUGGUCAACAGAAAACAGGGACCUUAAUCCGAAUAGUUUUAGAGGACUAAGGCUGGCUCCUAUACUGAUUUCCCAAGUUUGUUUAUUGUUAAAUAGGUUGUGUGUGCUUGAUAAUCUCCUUAGAUAGAAGACUGAUGCCCAAAUAGGUUAAAAUGUGUGGUGCUUGGUAUUUCUUUUUGUUUUGCUAAUAAGCUUUUCCCUUAUUCUGGGAAUUUCCUCUUUAGCCCAAUUAAAUUUGUUAAGGAGGGCCUCUAUGAAAAGGCCCUUCUUUGAGGUCUCUAAGUGGAAAUGAUUGGUCCUAGAAAAUCUUUCCUCAGUAGCUCAUAAAGCAGUUGAUAAUUAUCGAAGGCUUAUUAUGAAGGGUGUCUCGGUAUCUUCCCUCCAAAAUGCUAAGAAAUAAUUUAGGCAACAGUUCAGACUCUAAAAAUGAAGAUGGCUCGGUCUUUUCACAGACUGAACACAAUAUUGUUGCAACUUACUUGAUUAUGGCAGGUAUUAUAAGUAUUAUCAGCAACAUAAUAGUUCUGGGCAUCUUCAUUAAGUACAAGGAACUUCGGACACCCACAAAUGCAAUUAUUAUUAACCUGGCUGUUACUGAUAUAGGGGUCAGUAGCAUUGGCUAUCCCAUGUCUGCUGCCUCAGAUCUGUAUGGAAGUUGGAAAUUUGGAUACGCAGGCUGUCAGGUUUAUGCUGGAUUGAAUAUUUUUUUUGGAAUGGCAAGCAUUGGAUUACUCACGGUCGUGGCUGUGGACCGAUACAUGACCAUCUGCCUUCCUGACAUAGGGAGAAGAAUGACCACCAACACUUACAUCGGCUUGAUUCUGGGAGCCUGGAUCAAUGGCCUGUUUUGGGCUUUGAUGCCUAUCAUAGGGUGGGCUAGUUAUGCCCCAGAUCCUACUGGUGCUACGUGUACCAUAAACUGGAGGAAAAAUGAUAGAUCUUUUGUGUCUUACACCAUGACAGUUAUUGCGAUAAAUUUUAUUGUGCCCUUGACAGUGAUGUUUUACUGCUAUUACCAUGUCACGCUAUCCAUUAAACAUCACACUACCAGUGACUGCACUGAGUCCCUCAACAGAGACUGGUCAGAUCAGAUAGAUGUAACAAAGAUGUCUGUGAUCAUGAUCUGCAUGUUUCUGGUGGCAUGGUCCCCUUAUUCCAUCGUGUGCUUAUGGGCUUCUUUUGGUGACCCAAAGAAGAUUCCUCCCCCCAUGGCCAUCAUAGCUCCACUGUUUGCAAAAUCUUCUACUUUCUAUAACCCCUGCAUUUAUGUGGUUGCUAAUAAAAAGUUUCGAAGGGCAAUGCUUGCCAUGUUCAAAUGUCAGACUCACCAAACAAUGCCUGUGACGAGUAUUUUACCCAUGGAUGUAUCUCAAAACCCAUUGGCUUCUGGAAGAAUCUGAAAUAAGAGAAAAGGACACACUAUCAAAACACUUUAUUUUUUUGACAAUGCUUUUCUUUUAAAUAUGAGCCCAUUUAGAUCAAGUGCAGACAUAGAUCAUUGUCCUAUGAGACUGUAAGCUCCUCAAGCGCAGCUCAUGCUUCUGUUUGUGCACUCUGGCUGCUGUAGUGUAUGCUUCUCUGUGUCCUGAUAUGUCAACUUAUUGCUCAUCUCCUUUGAUGAAUUAGGCAUCAGAGGUUAAGGUCCCCUUUCUUUCUCCCUAUUAUGGCAUGCAUUACACUGUACUGAUGACCUUUAAAUUGCCUGGCUCCUCCAUUAGAAUAGAAGCAGUCACUAAUUUAAUGUUAGAAUAAAUGAAUAAAAACAAUAAUAAUGAAUAAUUCUAGAUAAUUACUGAAAUGAGUUGUUGGAUGUUUCCAGUUAGAAUAGAAAGCAUUUUUUGCAUUUCAACAUUUUAACAUUUAAAUCAAUUAACUUAUAUUAUUAAACAAAAAUAAAUGAACAUUAAACAUGAUUGUUUCUAAAUAAAAUAUUAAGCCAAUGCAUAUAUAUUAUAUAGCAUUAUAACCCCUGUGCAUAUUUUGAUGUUUUCUGCAAUUUUGAUUACCAUUUUUCUGCAUAUAUAUUCCAUAUAUUUGCCAACAGAGUUACCUUCAAUCAGAGUGGAGAUUUUUAUAUGUUUGUUCUUUGAUGUAUCCUUAGCACAUAUACCCAAUUCUGUCUGGCAUGCAGUAGGCACUCAAUAAAUAUUUUUUCAAUGUCAAA